AUGCUUAGCGUGCUGGGAGGAGCUUUGUGGGGAACUUGGUGGGCUUUGUUACUUGUUUGUUUUUGUUCUGCAAUAGGUGCUACUAUCUGUAAUUUAUUAUCAUAUUAUUUAGGCCGAGCAGUAACAGAAAGGUUCUUUUCUAAACGCAUGGAAAUCUGGAAUGAACAGUUAAAUGAUCAUAGGAAACAUCUAUUUUCAUACAUCAUUUUUCUUCGAGUAACACCAUUUUUGCCGAAUUGGUUUAUUAAUAUUGCAUCACCUCAUUUGGGGGUAAAUACUAAUGUAUUCUUUUGGGCAACUUUGCUCGGUGUGGCACCUCUGUCAUUUAUUCAUACACAAGCUGGAGAAACAAUCCAACAUUUAACAGAAGCUGAUGAAAUAUCAUUUUUUACAACCAAUAACAUCAUCGCGAUGACUUUAAUUGCUAUCGGAGCUUUGAUACCAAUCUUAGUGAGAAAAAAAUUCGGAAAAAAAGAAAAUAAAGAAAAAGAGAUG
Messenger RNA from Dentiscutata erythropus, 495 nucleotides. NCBI's taxonomy places the organism in Eukaryota, Fungi, Glomeromycota, Glomeromycetes, Diversisporales, Gigasporaceae. The record is from the annotation of a GenBank genome assembly.